AUGCCUUCGGACGGCGUGGGCUGCUGCGAAAUCAUUCUCGCGAUCUUCAUACCCCCCGUGGCCGUAUUUAUGCACCGUGGAUGUGGUGCUGAUCUUUUAAUCAACCUGUGUCUACUAUGUCUUGCAUGGCUGCCGGGUGUGAUCCACGCUUUUUAUGUGUUGCUCCAUUGA
This is a messenger RNA of Aspergillus steynii IBT 23096, 171 nucleotides long. Its product is annotated as YqaE/Pmp3 family membrane protein. The coding region runs from base 1 to 171 and encodes 56 amino acids. NCBI's taxonomy places the organism in Eukaryota, Fungi, Ascomycota, Eurotiomycetes, Eurotiales, Aspergillaceae. The record is from RefSeq and is a predicted model, not a curated record. The transcript is spliced from 3 exons. Gene Ontology annotation, cellular component: membrane.